ACAGCUCCACCGGGUCGGUCACGCAUGACGCAGACCCAAUAUGGACAGUCCAAGUCCAAUAGCACCACCUCCACGCGGAAACCCCAGCCAGGACAGCAACCCAUUCGCAAUCCCCACCUCUAUAUAAGCGGCCCCGUCGAUCCACACCAAACCCUAGUCGCAGCUCUUCCGUCUCCUCCCGCCGCCGCCGCAGCCGCCGCCUGCCUCGAGCCGCCGUCGCCAUGGGGAGAAGACCUGCGAGGUGCUAUCGGCAGAUCAAGAACAAGCCGUACCCCAAGUCAAGGUACUGCCGUGGUGUGCCUGACCCUAAGAUCAGGAUCUAUGAUGUUGGCAUGAAGAAGAAGGGUGUCGAUGAGUUCUCUCACUGUGUUCACCUUGUCUCAUGGGAGAAGGAGAAUGUGUCCAGUGAGGCUCUUGAGGCUGCCCGUAUUGCUUGCAACAAGUACAUGACCAAGCAUGCAGGAAAGGAUGCCUUCCACCUCAGGGUCAGGGUUCACCCGUUCCAUGUGCUCCGUAUCAACAAGAUGCUUUCGUGCGCCGGGGCUGAUAGGCUCCAGACUGGUAUGAGGGGUGCUUUUGGGAAGCCGCAGGGAGUCUGUGCCCGUGUUGCCAUUGGGCAGGUCCUCCUUUCUGUGCGGUGCAAGCCCAACAAUGCCAUCCAUGCCACUGAGGCCCUUCGUCGUGCCAAGUUCAAGUUCCCUGGCCGCCAAAAGAUCAUUGAGAGCAGGAAGUGGGGCUUCACCAAGUUCAACCGCAAUGACUACCUCAAGUUCAAGAGUGAGGGCAGGAUCUUGCCUGAUGGAGUCAACGCGAAGCUGCUCGGAUGCCAUGGCCGCCUGGCGAACCGUGCCCCUGGACAAGCUUUCCUGUCUGCCGCAUAAUCUAGCAGAAGUCUCCGUUCUAUCGCAACUUAUUUUACCGUGUGGAACUUAGAUUCCAAGUGCCUGUGGUGCUAUGUUAUUUUGUCUGAAUGUUGUGUCGAACCUUGUUAUGGAAGAUAUUAUCUAUUUUGUGAUGAUGGUACUAAUAUGAAUGGCCUGUUGAAUCA
Messenger RNA from Triticum aestivum (bread wheat), 1048 nucleotides. Its product is annotated as 60S ribosomal protein L10-2. The coding region runs from base 222 to 881 and encodes 219 amino acids. Gene Ontology annotation, biological process: translation. Gene Ontology annotation, cellular component: ribosome. NCBI's taxonomy places the organism in Eukaryota, Viridiplantae, Streptophyta, Magnoliopsida, Poales, Poaceae. Gene Ontology annotation, molecular function: structural constituent of ribosome. The transcript is spliced from 4 exons. The record is from RefSeq and is a predicted model, not a curated record.